GGAUAAACAGCCACGAGAAAAAAGCCAUUUCGGUGUGGUUUUUUAUUUUGUCUAUGGUUUCGUAGUAUAUUUUAUUAUUGUCUUAUGGCAACUUCGGGAUCAUAUGAUUGUUCAAUGAAGAAGUACGACUGAUAGGCGUCGACUUUCUUCUUUGGGCCAGUUUUUAAUUCUCUGGCUCAUUAUCGGUUGUUUUUCGUGUUAGUGGUGUUUAAAUAUUAACUAUCAGCCAUGGCGCUCAGCGAUGCAGAUGUUCAAAAGCAGAUCAAGCAUAUGAUGGCCUUCAUCGAACAAGAGGCUAAUGAAAAGGCCGAGGAAAUCGAUGCAAAGGCCGAAGAGGAGUUCAACAUUGAAAAAGGCCGCCUGGUGCAGCAGCAGCGGCUCAAGAUCAUGGAAUACUACGAAAAGAAAGAGAAACAAGUGGAACUCCAGAAAAAGAUCCAAUCUUCGAACAUGCUGAAUCAAGCCCGUCUGAAGGUGCUCAAAGUGCGUGAGGACCACGUACGCAACGUUCUCGACGAGGCUCGCAAGCGCCUGGCUGAGGUGCCCAAAGACGUGAAACUUUACACAGAUCUGCUGGUCACGCUCGUCGUACAAGCCCUAUUCCAGCUCAUGGAACCCACAGUAACAGUUCGCGUUAGGCAGGCGGACGUCUCCUUAGUACAGUCCAUAUUGGGCAAGGCACAGCAGGAUUACAAAGCAAAGAUCAAGAAGGACGUUCAAUUGAAGAUCGACACCGAGAAUUCCCUGCCCGCCGAUACUUGUGGCGGAGUGGAACUUAUUGCUGCUAGAGGGCGUAUUAAGAUCAGCAACACUCUGGAGUCUCGUCUGGAGCUGAUAGCCCAACAACUGUUGCCCGAAAUACGUACCGCAUUGUUCGGCCGCAACCCCAACCGUAAAUUCACUGAUUAAACACACUUGUUACAACUAACAUAACUAUUAUUAUUAUUAUAUAAACAAAAAAACGUAUUUAGUAGACUACAAUAAUGUAAUAAUAAGUGUUUUCCUUUGCCUAAUAAUUAAAUAUAUAAAACUAUAAUAAUAAUGCGUACAAUAUUUUAUCGCUGUUUAGAAUGUUAACUGACGAAUACCCCGAUAAGUCGCCAGAAAAUGUAUACCCCCCCCCUUUUUAAAUGUAUUAUCAUGUAACUUACUGAUUUCUCUAGUAUUUAAAUAAUCUACUGUGAACUGUACAUUGGUUUCGCUAACGGAUGUUAUUAUUCUGCCGCUUUUCUGUUUAUUUGAUGAUAAUGAAAUAUUUUAUUAUUACAUACAAUUCAUUCGUAACGAUGUUGUUCUUCUAUGUAUUUUUAGAUGAUGUAGUUUAUAGGGUUUUGGAAAAGAUUUUAAUUAAGAUGAUGUUACCAUUUACUAAGUACGUAAUGCAAUUAUAGAUUUCGGAUUGUCUAUACACUGUAACAGGUAUAAAUUAUAGCGCACCAUGUUUUCAGUAUUACCCCCACACACAAAAAAGACGGUAAAUCUUCGAUACUAUGUGUAAACCUGUGUAUUGUAUUGCUGUAUACCUUAUUGUUGGAUGUUAAUUUUUGCUUCACACGCUGAACUGUAUUGGGAAUAUAUUGUAGGCUGGAAAUUCGUGAUAUGACAGCAGCAUCCCACGCUGUUCUCACUUAAAUCGAGGCAAAGAUUUGACUGAGCGCAGUGUGGUGUUAAAUCGCAAAUUUUCAGCCGACCAACACAUUCCUGCUUUUGUGUUAUAUUUCUAUAAAGUCCUGGCAAUGUAAUAUUUUGGCUUGCUUCAUUUACAGUGCACCAUAGCUCAUUAUAGGAUACGAUGUGUAACUCCCACUAUGGCACUGUUGAAAAUUCUUAUGUAAAUAUAUAGAUGUGUUAAAAA
Molecule: messenger RNA, 1855 nt
Organism: Chilo suppressalis (striped riceborer)
Lineage: Eukaryota; Metazoa; Arthropoda; Insecta; Lepidoptera; Crambidae
Source: the annotation of a GenBank genome assembly